Molecule: messenger RNA, 876 nt
Organism: Penicillium atrosanguineum
Lineage: Eukaryota; Fungi; Ascomycota; Eurotiomycetes; Eurotiales; Aspergillaceae
Product: putative transcription initiation factor TFIID, 31kD subunit
Exons: 1
Coding region: 1-876 (291 amino acids)
Biological process (GO): DNA-templated transcription initiation; RNA polymerase II preinitiation complex assembly
Cellular component (GO): SAGA complex; transcription factor TFIID complex
Molecular function (GO): RNA polymerase II general transcription initiation factor activity; transcription coactivator activity; protein heterodimerization activity
Source: RefSeq, a predicted model, not a curated record
AUGGCCUCUCCAAGCCAAACUCAAGGCUCUGCGCCAGCCACCCAACCUCUCACUCCACCCGCAGAGUCAUCUUCAGCAGCCAACGGCGUCACCGCACCGGCCGCAUCCCAGACACCCGCCAUGCCAUCCACAGCCCCUACCACAUCAACCUCACAACCACCGCCCAUCCCAGGAACAUCCCUCCAAGACAGCGGCAAAUCGCGACGCCCGCGCGAUGUCCGUCUCGUACAUAUGCUCCUCGCCUCACUCGGUGUAACAGCCUACCAAGACCGCGUGCCUCUUCAACUCCUCGACUUCGCCUACCGCUACACCUCCAAUAUCCUCCAAGACGCAGUGCAUCUUGCAACAGAAGGAUAUGCCAGCGCUGUUGAGGGCACAACGGGAGGAAAAGGCUCGUCAUCCGCGGAAGUCAACAGUGUCUCAUUGCCUGCGCUGCGGCUGAGCAUUGCGUCGCGACUGCAUUACCAGUUCCAGACUGGGCUGCCAAAGGAGUUUUUGAUGGAUGUUGCAUCGGAGAGGAACCGGAUUGCUCUUCCUGGUGUUUCUAGGGGAUUCGAUGCUGCUGCUGCACCUAAUGGGGCGGCUCCGGGGUCUGCGAAUCAGAGCGUCAUGAUGGCGGGCAUGCGGUUGCCGCCUGAGAGAUUCUGUCUUACGGGAACUGGGUGGAAUUUGAAGGAUGAGUGGGAUAGUGAGGGCGAGGAGGAGGAAGACUUGCCUGAUGCGGCUCAGCAGCAGGCCAUGGAGGGUGCUGGGGCUGAGGAGGACAAUGAAGGGGAUGAGGAUGAGGAUGGCAAGAUGGAGGAUAUCUUCGGUGAAGAUACGGCUAUGGGGGGAACGGGCGAGGGAGACGAGGACCAGAAGAUGAAUGAUGCUUAG